AUGGCGCCGCCUGACACAGGCAACCAGGGCACGACAGCCGCGAGGCCUGGUAGCCAACCAUCUUACGACCAGUCCCACCCCACCGUCUUGUGCUGCCUGACCGAAACGUACUUUGACCUCAUUCUGCCAAAUUUGAGCAACCAGGAAGUACAGUUGACUAUACGAGAUACGGCAACUCCACCAUUGUUCGACAAGCCCCAAGCCUGCUCCCAAUCACUCUGCCAGGUCCUUUCGAACUGGCAGUCUAGGAGCCAGCGCCUACUGCUCACUAUAGAUGGCUACGGUCGAAUCACACGCGCACAACCCAAUGCGACCAAACUUUUUAUGCUGCGCGGUCGCCACGUCUCUCUGGCAGAGGUCCUGGAGCACUUGCAGACGCUGCCCCGCCGGCAUAAUGUACUGACCCGGCAGUGUCGAUUCCUGCUCGCGCUGGCACUCGCAGCGGCCACCUUUUUUUGCGUGGAGACGAUAGCGGCAGGGCAAGUUGUUGAGAGCCGGCACGUCUUCUUCGUGCCUUCGUGCGAUAGAGAGGCACGCCCGCCAAACCCGGGUCGGCCGUUUCUACAACUUCGCCGACCAUUUACGCGGCAAGAGGCCACGCAGAAUGCUAAUCACGAUGACUGCUGGAGCUCCAAGGCCGCCACAGAAAGCGUGUACCACCUAGCCGUGGUGCUGUGCGAGCUCCACUACAUUGGUUCCUUGAGGAGCUGGAAAUUCCAGUACGGCCAGGCGCUACACGACGACCAGGAAGAGGAUCAGAACGCUGGUGAUGGAAGCAACAGUAUCGAUUCGCUCCUGGAGACUUGUCAGUACAUGGCGCGCCGCUUACAUAGCGAUUUUGAACCUGGCUAUGAUAUGGCCGUCAAAUCGUGCCUCGCAUGGCAUGGGUCGACCGCUCGCGAGAGGGACUUUGUUGACUUGGUGAUUCAACCGCUAUGGGCUGCCGAGACACAGGUCUUAUUUGAUCGUAACGCGCUGAUGUGCGGGGUAGAUAGCCCCUGGGGCCCCGGCAGCGAGGCUUUUCUACGUGUGGUAUUUGGGGCUAGCUCCGCCAAACCAACCCAUGUCUCGGGUAUGGACUUAUUAGGCGUCGACGAUAAGGUAGACAGUAGAACAAAAAAACUUGACGGGCGGGACAAAUGGUGCAUAAACCUGCGAGACUCUAUAGACGAGUUCCUGAGUUCCAAUCCGCGUCAACGGGCCCGCCCGGUGCGCGUCGCGGUGCUGGAUACGGGUAUCCACGAAGCUUGGGCCAAAACUCAGAGCCGGAUCAAAGGCCGGCGCAAUUUUUGUGGCCCCGACGAGAACCAUGUAGACGACCGCUGUGGGCAUGGGACCCAUAUUCUGGGGCUUCUUAUAUCUCUGACCGAGGCCGCCGAUGUAGACAUAUAUGUGGCCAAAGUUUCCGAUUCCAAGCAAAUUUCCAAAGACCAGUAUAAGGCAAUUGCCGAGGCUAUCAAUUACGCCACCGAGACUUGGGCAGUAGACGUUAUGGUCCUAGCAUUUGGCAUCCGCGCGCACGACCCAGCGCUCGUUGCGGCUGUGGACCACGCUGUCGCUAACAAGACGUUACUCUUCGCAGCGGCCUCCAACUCGGGCGCCAACCAUGCUGAAUCCUUUCCGGCCAAGCACCACGGUGUAUUCAGUGUCUUCGCCACGGAUGUGUUCGGCGCCGAGCUGCCACUGAACCCGAAGCCAGAAGAUGCGAGUAAGAGCUUCGGUGCGUUGGGUCUCGAUGUGGCCAGCUGGGGCCUGGCAGACGACGGUAUGGAUUUGAUGCUACGACGCGAAACGGGGACGUCGGUGGCAACGCCGAUAUUGGCCGCGCUUUCGGUUGUCAUUUUGGUAUUCGUCCGGCGGUGGGAGUGCGGGGCUGAGAAAAAGCAGCCCGAUGAACUCAGUGACUUGUUGAAGGACUUUACUUUCAUGAAAAUGGCUCUUCGGCUCGUUGCAGACAAUCGGGGCUACAUACCCCCAGAGGCCCUGGUCAGGAAGAGAGAGUCGUUUUACAGCAGCUUGCUGGACGCGUGUCGUCAUCUCAUUCGUACAAAUCCCGAUCUCGCCAAAUACUACGUCUAA
Molecule: messenger RNA, 2079 nt
Organism: Akanthomyces muscarius
Lineage: Eukaryota; Fungi; Ascomycota; Sordariomycetes; Hypocreales; Cordycipitaceae
Exons: 7
Coding region: 1-2079 (692 amino acids)
Biological process (GO): proteolysis
Molecular function (GO): serine-type endopeptidase activity
Source: RefSeq, a predicted model, not a curated record